Cordyceps fumosorosea ARSEF 2679 is the source of this 1419-nucleotide messenger RNA. Its product is annotated as 3'(2'),5'-bisphosphate nucleotidase. Lineage: Eukaryota; Fungi; Ascomycota; Sordariomycetes; Hypocreales; Cordycipitaceae. Bases 1 to 1419 code for a protein of 472 amino acids. The record is from RefSeq and is a predicted model, not a curated record. Gene Ontology annotation, molecular function: 3'(2'),5'-bisphosphate nucleotidase activity. Gene Ontology annotation, biological process: sulfate assimilation; phosphatidylinositol phosphate biosynthetic process. The transcript has a single exon.
AUGCCUGCUCGUCCCGCAUCUGCUCUGCAUCCCCGCGAAACCUGGGCCGCUUACCUCCAUCACCGACCGCUCCUCGUAGGCAUCGCUUUUGUCAUCGUCCCUGUCCUCGCUGCCCUACUCUCCCUGUGGAUUUCUUACGAAGAAGUCCCCAACGAAACCUUCCCGACGAAAGUGCAGUCGCCGUUGCCGAACCCCGCCAACCCCGCGAUCCUCGCCGCCGCCGCCGCCAUACCUUCUCUCUUCUCGCCGCGGCGCCUCGCCCAACUGUCUGGGCACCUCCUCCGCCGGGCACCUUCACCCUCAUCCUCAAUCGCUACACCUCCCACAGUCGCCACCAUGGUCGUCGCACCUAGAUACGAACGUGAGCUGCAGGUGGCCGAGCUCGCCGUGCAGCGCGCCGCCAUCCUCACCAAGCGUGUGUUCCACGAAAAAGCCAAGGGCACCGUCGACAAGAACGACAAGUCGCCCGUCACCAUUGGUGACUUUGGCGCGCAGGCGCUCAUCAUUGCCGCGCUCCGCCACAACUUCCCCGAGGACGCCAUCGUCGCCGAGGAGGAGGCUGCCCAGCUCCGCGAGGACGCGGCUCUGCGCCGCACCAUCUGGGAGCUGGUGCGCUCGACCUCUCUCGCCGACGCCGACGCCGAAGCGUUGCUCGGCGGUGCCAUCCCGAGCGUCGAGUCCAUGCUUGACCUCAUCGACCAGGGCGCCAGCCCCGGCGGCAAGGCGGGCCGCAUCUGGACCAUCGACCCCAUCGACGGCACCAAGGGCUUCCUCCGCGGCGGCCAGUACGCCGUGUGCCUCGGCCUCAUGAUCGACGGCGACGUCAAGGUCGGUGUGCUCGGCUGCCCGAACCUGCCCGUCGACGACGCCGCGCGGCUGACCGCCGAGAGCGGCGCCAGCGGGCAGACCGACGCCGAGGGCCACGGCGUGCUGCUGUCGGCCGUGCAGCACCACGGCGCGCACAGCCGCGCCCUGUCGGCUGGCGGCCUCGCUGCGCCGCCCGCGGCGAUCGGCAUGCGUCCGCUGACGGACCUCUCCGCGGCCACGUUUUGCGAGAGCGUCGAGGCGGCGCACUCGGCGCACGGCGACCAGGCCAACAUCGCGGCCGCGCUCGGAAUCACGGCGCCGAGCGUGCGCAUGGACUCGCAGGCCAAGUACGGCUCCAUCGCUCGCGGCGCCGGCGACAUCUACCUGCGCCUGCCGGUCAAGGCCUCCUACCAGGAGAAGAUCUGGGACCACGCCGCGGGCGAUCUUAUCGUGCGGGAGGCUGGCGGCCAGGUCACGGACAUCCACGGCCGCCGCCUCGACUUUGGCGCGGGCCGCACCCUGGCCAACAACAAGGGCGUGGUCGCGGCGCCGGCGUCGGUGCACGCGCAGGUCCUCAAGGCCGUGCAGGAGGUGCUCAAGAUUGAGGUUUGA